AAAUCUAUGCAUGCAUUUACUGCGCAGCGGACGAGAUCAUGACACAAGCCAGCUUUGCUUUUAGUUUGUAUUUGGGACUCAGAUGAAAAAUCUAAUGAAACAGUAAUUGUGCAGUUGCACACUUUGGGUACACACGCUGUGUUGACAGAUCCAAGGCAUAGAGAAAGAUGAGUUGGUAUGGAGACGAGUGGAAGGAUGGGCUUUCUCACAGAGCCCUACAGGAGAUCCAAAAAAUGGAAUCCAAUUUGGAGAAGCUGCGCAAGGAACAAAAGCAGAAGCAGUUCCAGAUGGAAUCUCUUGAUGCUGCCUUGAAAAAGCAGCAAAAGAAGGUUGAAGAGGAGAAAGCACAGUAUGCAACCUUGAAGAAAGAAAAUCACAGUUUAUCAGAAGCAUGUGACGAUGUGGAGAAGAAGCGUGAUAGGCUGGCCCAUGAUCUGCAGAACAAGGAAACCAUGGUAGCCUGCCUGAAUGGUCAACUUUCUCACACCAAGACGCAGCUAGAGGCUGAGCAGUCCAAGUCAACCCAGCUCAAGAAUGAGAUGGAGAAGGCACAGAUGGAGGCCAAUGAGAUGACCAACAAGGUCGAGAAACUCUCGCAGGAUUACAGAAAGCUCCAGGAGAACUGUAACCACCAGCAGCGCCAGCUAGAGACCCAGAAUGAGAAAUUAAGGGUUGCUAAGCAAGAUAAUGGACAGGCAAAGAAAUCACAAGGGAGCUCAUCCGAUGAGGAUAUAACCAGUGAUCUCACACAGCAACUGAAGGUGAUGAAAGCAGCCAAAGAACAGGAGGAGCAGAUGCGCAAACAGCUAGAAAAACAGCUUCAAAAUAUUCAAUCAAAGAUGGGAGAGAGUGAGGCGUCCCUUGCUCAGAUAGGCAUGCAGCAGCAGCAAUGUGCCCUGGUCAGUGAGUCCACUCCAGUCCAGGCAUUGCCUAUGAAGUCUACGGCUGCUGAUGAUGCACUACUCAAAGAGAAGCUUGCAGAGCUUCAGGCCAUGGUCAAUGACCUGAAGAAAAAGAAGGAGGUCAUUACCCAGGAGAACCAUAAGCUGGAGCUGAAGGGUCAGGCUACGGAUAAGGAGCUGCGAGACACCACAGCACAGCUGCAGGAAGCCAAGAAAGACAUUGGUGAGAUGAGGAAAGAUGCAGAGGACAGAAUCAAGAUCCUGGACACCAAACAAGUUGAGAUCAACAACCUCAAGGGCAAGAUUGAAGAAGGCAAACUUCAGCUGAGCAAUCUGGAGCAGAAGACCAAGUCUAUCACCAAGGAACUGGAGUGCCAGCGCCACAACGCAGAAGCCGCCAGACAGGCCCAGGAGCUGCGCUUCAAGGAACGGGAGAAGGAGCACAAGCAGGAGGCAUCCCAGCAGAACCAGACCCUGACCACCAUGGACAAGCAACUCAACGAGGUCAAGGCCAAAUCCACCCAGGAGGUCAAUCGACUGGCCAAGGAAAAGGACCAGCUGGCUGCGCAGAUGGAGAAAGCUACCUUUGAGAAACAGAAGUUGGAGGCCGAGCUCAAGGAAUUGCAGCAGAAGGUACAAGGAGCAGAUCAAACUUUGAGGAAUCAUGAUCAAGUUGUUGAGAAACUCAACAAGAGCAUUGAGAAUCUAAAGAAAGAAAAAGAAGGCUUGGUGUUCAAGACGGAACAGAGUGACUGCAAGGUGAUGCGAGUGGAAGGAGAAUUGGAAAAAGCAAAACGAGAAGUCCAGCAGAGCGAAAAUGUCAACAGCGACUUAAGAGGAAAGAUGAUGGAGAAGGACCUUGACAUGGAAAGCCUAGAGUCCAAAUGUGACAAUCGUGUGAAAGAGAUCAACAACCUGGUGGAGAAUUUGAAGAUCCAGCUGGCAGAUGCCAAGUCCAAACACGACUCUGCCAAUGAACUGGCCAAGAAGGAGGGGCAGAAGGCAGAGAAGCUUGAGAGAGAAAACCAGCACUUGGAGAUGGAGAAGAACAAGACGGGAGAGGAGAUAAAGCAAAAAGAGGAUGAGGUGAAGAAGAUCAAGUCAGAGAUGGCACCUCUAGAGAAGAGCAUGAAAGAAGCCAUGGCACAACAGAACAUGCUUCUUGAAGAGAAGAAGAAAAUGGAGAAAGAGCUUGACAAGAAAGACAACAGGAUUGCAGAUUGUGAUUGCGAAUUGGAGAAGGCUAAGAAUAGGGUUGAUGAACUGGAGACCAAAUUCAGAGAGAACCAAGCAAAGUGCGAGAACAUCCAACUCCAGAUGGAUCAGAGGGACAAGAUGGCAAAAGAGAGCAGUGCAAAGAUGCAGGAACUGCAAAUUGAGCUGCAGAAUGCCCAGAAGAGUAACGAAGGAAGAGUCCAAGCACUAACCAUGGAAGUCUCUUCCCUGAAUGGUCAGAUUACUCAGCUAGAAAAGGACAUUGAUUGCAAGAAUGCUGCAAUGUGUGGACUAGAAAAAAAUAUAUCAGAGGUUCAAAACAACCUCACAACCAGCAAUAGCAUUAUCAAAAGAAAGGACGAGGAGUUGUCUGCUAAGCAGUUGGAACUUGAUGCAAUAGCUGUUGAGUUGAAGAAGACAGUUGCCAAUUUGCAGGAAGAGUUGAAGGAAUCCAAGGCCCACUUGGAGAAACUUGAGAAGCUGAAGGAUGACAUGUUGGCAGCAAAGUCAGAAGCCCUUGGUGCUAAAGAGAGUGAGGUGUCCUUGCUUGAGGAGCGGCUUGCCAAGGCAGAAGAAGAGCUGAAAGGUGGAGAGACCAGACUGCAGGAGAUGCAAGAAAGUCACAAGGAGCUGAAGCAGAAGGUUGACACACUGAGCAACGAGAAAGGCUCACUGUCCUCUGCACUUGAGACCAGAGCUGAGGAAGUGCUGGCCCUGCAAGCUGAGCUCAAAGACAAGACCACCAACCUAGAGGCAGCCAUGCAAACACUGAGACAAGAGAACCAAACACUCCAGGAUAGUUACAGGAAGGCUUGUGACCUUGCAGACGACAAGGGUGCAGAGGUAACAGAUCUCUUUGACAAGCUGCAAGCUUCAGAGGAUGAAGUGGGGAAGCUGCGAGACAGAAUCGCGAUGACUGAGGAAAGCAUGAAGAAUGCAGAAUUUGCUAAUCGGACUGCCACAAACACCCUGAAAGAGGUGAACCAGCAGCUAGCCCAGAAGGAAGCUCAGCUCUGCUGUCUCCAAGAAGACCUAGAGAGUUUGAGUGCUGCACUUGAAGAACAAGAAUCGCAGUUUAAAACUACUCAUGAGGGCCUGAAAGAAAAGCUGGAUAAUCUUCAGACUGAAAAGGAACAAAAGGACACAGAACUCCAGGAUCUUGCUUCAAGGUUUGAUCAGUCAACUGAGGAAGUUUCAAAGCUUCAAGAUGAAGUGGAAAAUCUCAAGGAGAGCAAAGAACAAGCUCUGCUACUUGGAGAAUCCAAGAACAGGGAAGUCGAGGAAUUACUACAGCAGCUGGCAGCAAGCGCAGAGAAGCUAGAUGAGCUCUCAUCGCAUGCUGAGAAGGACACGACAUGCAUCUCUGAAUUGGAAAAGACAAAUAAUAUCCUUGGGGAACAGUUAGAAGUUGCCACAGAACUUGGAGAAUCCAAGAACAGGGAAAUUGAGGAAUUACUGCAGCAGGUGGCAGCAAGCGCAACACAGCUAGAUAAGCUCUCAUCACAAGCUGAGAAGGACACGACAUGCAUCUCUGAAUUGGAGAAGACAAAUAAUAUCCUUGGGGAGCAGUUAGAAGUUGCCUCAGAACAGCUCAAUGUAAGAAAGGAUGAGAUAGAAUCCAUCCAAGCUGAACUGGACAAGCUCCAAGCAGUCCUCCAGGAACAGACAAGAUCUUUUGAAAAGCAGAUUCAGGAACUUGAGGCUUCAAAUUGUCAACUCUCAGAGAAGGUUGAACAAGCAUCAAGUAGUACCUCCAAGAAGGAUGAAGAGAUUGCUAGCCUUGAAGCCAAGGUCACAAGCCUGGAGCAGGAUGUGGUCAUCCUCGCAGAAGGAGCUUCAAAACUUCAAGAAGAGAAGGAAUCAACAGCAGAGAAACUCAAAUUACUUGAGAUGGAGACGGAAGACAGCCAAAGUUUACUAAAAAUAAAAGGUGAUGAAGUUCUUUGUUUGGAGAAGGAGCUCAAUGACUUACAGGAAAAGUUUGAUACAGCCGUCGGUAAAUUGGAGAAGAGUCUUGAAGAGUCAACCAGGUGCAAUGAAGAGUUCACCCUCAAGUUUGAACAUCAGGAACAGCUUGUAAGUCAGAAAGAGGCAGAGCUGAGUCAACUGGCUUCAAGGGUGGAAUCAUCGGACCAAGAGCUAGGACAGAUGAGAGUAAGUGUGAAUGCAAACAUAGAGAGUUUCAAAGACCUUGAAAUGACGCAUGCUGAGCUUUGCCGUCAACAUGAUGAUGUCAAGGAGCUCAUGAAAACAAAAGAAUCUGCUCUAGAACACCAGAGCCAGGAGCUUGAUGAAUUACACAGUCUCAUAGAUAAUAGAGAGAGGGAAAUGGAGUUGAAGGUCAGGGAUCUUGAGAGCAAUGUCUCAUCUGCUAACAAUGAACAUGAAAUGUUGCAGGAUGUUCUGAAGAAGAGGGAAUCUGAGGCAGCGGAACUCUGUGGGGAGUUGGAAGCACUGAAGGAUACUACCGAGCAACAGAUUUCCACAUUGCAGAAUAGCCUCUCGGACAUAGAGGGCAAGCUUUCAGUUGCUGAGACGGAGAAUGAAAAGAGUGCUGAGCUCUUGAGAGUUAGACAAGAAGAAUUAGCUGGACUAACUCAGGCUUUAGACGGGUUGAAACAGGACAAUGAAAGACUCACUGGAAUGACGCUGUCUUCUGAAAGUCUGGAGCAGACUCUACAGCAGACUAUUGAUGAAAUGAAAACAACACUGAAGGAAACUGAGAAGAAUGCUGACGAGACGGUCAAGAACCUGCGUCAAACUGUCACAGAUCAGGAAAAAUCUCUCCUUGCAAGUCAAGAAACUCUAGAUUCAAUUCAGUCUGAAUUAAAUUCCGAGAAAAACAGCAGGGAAGAGCUGCAGAAGGAGGCUGAUUCAGAAAGAGAGAACCUAAUGACUCAAAUCCGAGAGCUCAGAGAUAAUAUCAAUGACAUUGAAACCGAGGGCAGUGUAUCCCAAGAUGCCCUAAAAGAGACAGUGACAGCUUUAGAGCAAUCCAAACAAGAACAAGUUUCCCUGGAAGAAAAUAAAACAGAGUUGGAGAAGACAGUUGAAGUCCUUACUCUGAAGAUGGAAACCCAGAAGAGACAUCUGGAUGAGCAGGGCAAUAAAAUAUGUGACUUGGAUCAACAUCUAAAUGACAGGGAAGGAGAGAUAGAAAGGAUGCAGAUAGAAUUGGAUGAAGUUGAAGAAGGACUCUCAAACAGCCAGAGGAACAUGCAUUCAGAACUAGCAUCGAAGGAGCACGAGAUCAAUCUGCUGAGAGAUGAACUGACGGACGUCAGGGAGGUCAGAGAGCUAAGGGACGAAGAGAUCAUGAAGCUCAAAGAUGAACUGGAAGAGAAAAAUACUGAGAUGGAGUCCCAGAAUGAAAAGCAUGCCCUGUACAAGCAAACAUCAGAGAAAGCCAUGCUGGAGCUGAAGAAUGAACUUGAUGAAACCAGUAUUACAGUGACAGAGUCUGACAUGAAAGUCAUAGGCCUGAAUGGGCAAAUUCAUCAGUUGUCUUCAGAACUUGAUGAAACACGCAGUGAGCUCCAGAGGCAGGCAGAACAGCUUGAGAAUGUUAAGUUCUCAUUAGAGGAAGCAAGGAGUGAUCUUUCACAGGCCAAGUCAACGCAUGUUGAACUAGAGCUGAAGAUAUCAGGACUAGAUGGAGACAAAUUUCAGUUGGUCGCAGAUCUUGAAGAGAGUAGAGAACUUGUGCAAAGAAGAUCAGAUCAUUCAGAUGAUCUUGAAAACAAACUUCAAGAAGAAAUCACAGAGUUGAAGAAGGAGAAUCAUAGAUUGAGAGAUGGCUAUUCUGAGGUGCUUGCUAAUUGUGAAAGAGUCAACUACAUGGCUGAAGACUUACAGACACGGCUGGAAGUUCAGGAAGGUGAACUAAAAAAACAGGUAGAAAGGCGGGAAGGUGAACAUGCGGAGCAAGAAACUGUUGUGAGAAACCUGGAGAGGCAGCUUGCAUUCAAGGAAGAAGCUCUAGAGACUCAACAGCAGAGGAUACAAGCACUUGAAGAAUCGAGGGACGGUGAAAAAGGCUGCUUCUUCGAGACUAUUGCAGAGCAGGAUGAGGAGAUGUCUAAGUUGAAGGAGGCCCACACUACAGAAGUAGAUUUACUUCAGAAACAGCUUGAGAUUCUAAGAGAUGAGCAUGCACACCUUGUAGAGGUUGAAGCUGAAAAGGUUGCAGCAGAACACACUAGACUGCAGAAGCAUCUCUCUGAUCAGGAAGAAAAAGUAGUUAGCCUUGCAGGUGAGCUACAAGACAGCAAUGACAAAAUGAUCAAACUUCAAGCUGACAUGUCUGAGGCAACCACUUUAAUAGAAUGUCAUGAGGAGACUGCUCAGAAAGCUAAGCAGCUUCACAACGAGUCUGAUGCAAAGGUACGUGCUGCCAAGGACCGUAUUGAGGCCCUGCAGGCUGAACUCAGAGAAAUGCAUGAUUCCAUAAUGAAAGCAGAUAAGGAUUUCUCUGAAGUUCGUGCUGAACUGGAAUAUCAACUGCAAAACCAGGCAGAAAAGGUGACCAAACUUGAACGCGACUUGGAAUCUACCCAAAGAAAGCUCAGUGAUGUUGAAAGUGCUGAGAAGGCUGUUAAGGAAGAACUACUGAGUUUGAAGAUGAAACACUCAAAUGAUGAAGGGACUUUCACUUAUGAAAAAGAAGAUUUGCAAUCAAAGGUGAUUGCCUUGGAAACAGAAAAGGAAAGCCUCAAUGUCAAACUUACUGAUCUGCAGACAGAAUUGACAAAUGUCAAGCAAACAAAGGAAGAAGCAGAGUAUCAAAUGCAUUCAGCUCAGUCUGAAUUGGAAGCAGUCAAGUCAAGAGAAGAGAUGGUGGAGAGUGACAAGGCUUUCAUGCAGAUACAGAACUCAGCUCUUGAGGAAGAUGCUCUGCAAUUCCAGGAAAAGAUCCACUCAUUAGAAGAGAAAGUUACAAAGGCACAGAUGCAUGUGCAACAACUGAAUGAAAACGACAGAGCUGUGAAUGUUGUUGUUGAAGAUCUGAAGCAGAAGCUGGAAACAGUCAAAAACAGCAAGCAGAUGCUUGAAGAGGAACUUAGGGUUCACAAAGACCUUGUCUUAUCUCUAGAGAAUGAACUGAGAGCUGUGGAAAAUAAGCAUGAGGAAAAUUUCUCUGUGGAACAACGACAAAAUAAUAUGGUUACAUCAGAAAAUGAAAAACUUGCCAAUCAACUUGUGUCAAUGGAGACAGCAAAUCAAGAGUUAAAAGAUGUCAUUGCAGAAUUACAAGAAAGGAUUCAAAAUUACCAGGGAGAUCUGACAGAAAAGAAUGGAACCAUAGAAUCAACAAUGGCAGAACUUGCUGAGUGGAAGCACAAGCUGACUGAAUUAGACGAGAAUCUAAACAGAUCUGCUGAAGAAAACAAUAAAUUGAAUGAGAAGAUCACAUCAUAUUCGACAGAGAAAGACGUGCUAGAAUUGCAGGUGGUCGAACUUCAAGAAGUUGUAGAGAGCCGAAAGGAGGAGAUUGUAUCAUUGAAGAAAGAGAUUAGUGACUUAGAAGGUCAGAUGGAUAACAGGAAGAAAGACGUAGAAAACAUGGAACAAGACGAAAUGGAAGCCUGGACUAAAAUUGCCGAGAAGGACAAGGAGAUAGCUGAGCUGAGGGAAGAAAAUGAGGCCCUCCACAACCAGAGAGAAAACCUCCUGGUCGAGACUGGAGACAUGGUGCAGGAUUUGGACUCCCUCCAGACCAGAAAUGAUGCUUUGAAGAAAGAGACAGAGUCUCUUCAGAUGCAGCUUAGCAGUAAUGAAUCAGAGAAACUUCAGAUGAAUGAGGCCAGCAAAUCAGAGUUUGAUCAGCUCUGCGAUGAGAUCAGUGACCUCAAGGACGAGAUCUGUGCCAAAGACCAGGAAGUCACAGAAGUUAAGAAUGACCUCAUGCAAUCCCAGGAGGAAGCAAAACAUCUCAUGUCAGGGAUUGAAGCUGCCGAAGCCAAGUUAGAAGAGAGCAAGUCCAUCGAAGAGGUUCUGCAAGCCGAGAAGUCUGAGUUGCUAAAUGAUCUGAAGCAAGCUGAAGAAAAACUGCAUCAGGUAGAACAACUCAAGUGUGAUGUUGAGAGAAAUCUUGCAACACUUGAAGAUGAGAUGAGCAAGAACAAAGACAAUGUAGAAAAUGCGAUGGCUACACAUGUCAGGGUGCUUACAGAAGCUAGAGAGGAAUGCGAGCUUCUGAUGAUCAACAUCUCCAAAGAAAAAGAAGAAAAGACAAAUUUGGAGCAGAGUUUAGCUAAACAGGAAGCUUUGAAUAGGAAGGAGCAAGAGUAUAAGGAAAUUGCAGAGAAGAGUGCAGAGGAAAAGGAUCAGAUUAUAGAUGGCUUGAAAGGAGAGCUAAAGAGCAUAGAUCAGGAGCUGAAAGAGGCAUCAUCUGGGUUGGAAGACUACUCCCAAGAGGUGACCGCCCUCAACGAGAGAAACACUAACCUUCAGGUCGAGAUUGACAGCCUUGCGUCUGAGAAGACCCAGCUUUCAGAUGUGGAGAUGACUCUGGCUGCAGAGAUUCAGAGCCAGCAAACCAAAGGCUCUGACCUGGAGAAGAGGAUCCAGGACCUGGAGACGGAGCUUUCUACGAUGGAGGAGAAAUACAACACUCUGCUGGAGACACAUGCCUUCUUGGAGACGGAGUCUUCUCAGUUCCAGCCUGAGAUUGAGGAGAAGGAAAAGACCAUUGAAACACUCCAGAAGAGCAUCCAGGAUAUGGAAGGCUCCAAGGGCGUGCAUGAGCAAGCUGUCAGAGAGGUAGAAUGGAAGCUGGCAGCUGCUUUGGACGAAGGAGAAAGUAGAAAGUUGGAGAUUGAAGCAAUGGUGAGUGAGAAGCAGGAUGUGGACAAACAGUUGCAACAGAUGUACAGCGACCUGAAGAAGGCCCAGAGAGACCAGAGUAUGGAGACGGAAGCUUACGAGCAGAGGUUGCAAACAGCUGAAGAGGAGGGAACAGCUAAGAUAGAAGAUCUUAAGAAACAACAUACAAAGACAGUGGAGUCCCUCGAGAAUGAGUUGGAGGAGGCCCGCCUGGAGAAUGAAGCUAAGAUGGAACAAACCAGAACCCUGGAAUCGACUUUGUUGGAGCUCAGGGCAACUGUAGAUGACCUGAAUACACAACUCACCCAUUCCUCUCAGAUGUGCAAGAAAUAUGAAGAGGAGGUGAAUUGCUUGAAAGCAGAGUGUGAGGAACUCAAGCUCCUGGCUGAGAAGUCAGACCAGACCGUAAAGAACCUGGCCCUGAAGCUGAAGAAGGUCGAGCAGGAGGCCACGCCAAACGACUGUCUCCAGGCAGACAUCAAGAAACUGGAAGCUACCUGCGAAAAGCUGAGAGACGAGCUUGAAGAAGAGAAAACGGAGACGGUCAAUGCCCUUGAGAAGCUUUCCAAGGUCCAAGAGGAUUCCAGAGCUGCAGUAGAGGUUGACUCUAAGAGAGUAAAGAAGCUGGAGAAACAAGUCAAAGAACUGACUGCAGAUAAAGAAUCAUACCAGGGCAAACUGCAACUGUCUAUGACAAACUUCAAGAAACUACAGAAAGACUUUGAGGACCUCCGUAAAACCAACUCUGAUCUGGAGGCUAAGGUCGGCAGUAAUGCAUCCUCAGACAGCAAAGAAGAAAUUCCUGCCCUUGAAAUCCUUAAAAAAGAACUUAAAGAGAAGGAGGAGGAGCUGGUGUACAGUCGGAACCAAUAUAUGAAAGCGAGCAGUACCAUUAAACAAGAGAAAAGAAAAGCAGGAGAUUUUAAACUCAAGCUCCAAAUAGCAUGUAAGAAAUAUACUGACUUGAAGGAAGAAAAUGCAAAGCUCAAUAAAGAUCUCAAGCAAUUAGUGCAGAAAAGGGAGGCAAAGCUGCAGGCACCCGAAAACAAUGUUAGUCCAGCUGCAGCUGCAAAGCACACUGUUCCAGAAAUAAAUAAAGAUGAAGUUGCUCCGGUGCAGGAGAAACAAAGUCCAAGCAACAGACGUACAAGACUGUCCACAAAGAGACACAGUAGUGUCAAAGAUGAGAAGAGCAUUGAUGCUAAGAAAAUCUCCAUGGAGUCUGCUGCAGUUGAAUUUGCAGUAAGGGCUGAAUCCCCCAUCAAGAAAGUACCUUCAAAUACCAACACCACAUUGGCAGCAUCACAAGAAAGGCAAAUGGAGACCACAUCUGAGACCACAUUUGCAGAGUCCAAAAGCCCUAGUCCAGGACGUCGAGUGACAAGGCUGUCAAAGAGAAGGUAUUCCAGGGACCCGUCCACAGAUGUUGGUCUUCAGGACGAGGAGAGCACUCAGGUUGGCACAAAGCGUCUUAGGCAUCUUAGUGGGAGUCAGGAGGCCAAGAGGAGCAAGAAUGAUCUCCCAAGUCUAACCGAAACAGAGGAAGAGGUCUCUAUGUCACAGUCUGGUUUGAGCACCAGGUUGAGAAGGUCAGCCAGUCAGAACCACAUCCAGGAGAGUACUGCUGCUAGUCAGAGGUCCACCACCCAGCAGCAUUCCAGUAGCCAGCCACGUUCCACCCAGGUACCCAGCAGUCAGGGCAGUGAGGAUGGGGUGUUUAACACGUCUAGCAAGAGGGUCACCCGCAGCCAUCUCUCUAACCUCAGUCUCAGGGGUCAAAGUGGCAACAAGUCGGCCUUGACCACCAUUACCAACAGCCCACUGAAGGAAAGUAGGAGUAUGGAGUCUACCAAAGCCAGGGAGCUUGCCAUGACAUCUAGAUCCACAAGGGAUGGAAGAGGCAGAGGAACUGCACAAGGUGUAGGGACUACCGAGGCCCAGAAUGAUGACGAAAACUGUCAGAUACAGUAAACACACACUCUUACACACUUCUGCAUCUAAAAUGUUGGUAGUACGCAUCAUGUAGGUGGCUUGACAUUCAAGUCUUUGUUGUCUUUAUUUGUAUCUUGAUUCAACAAUCGCCGGUGUGCAGCUAUCCUUGAAUUUGCACAAGACAAUCUCUCUUUUUAUAUAUAUAGCUGUAUAUUAGUAUGAUAAUGAUCCUCCGAAAUUUGGACACUGUACAUAUAAACAUGCGUCGUGCUGAAUAUUUUACAAUACAACUUCACAUAUUUUAGCAUGACAUCAUCUGCACAAUGUCAUCAUAAAAAAGUUAUAAUUUCCUAGCUGUGUUAUUGCCCCCCCCCCCUGUAACGUUAGCUGUUAACGAAGUGCAAACUUGUUUGAAGUGAAAUUUCAUGUCUUUCCAUUUUCCUAUAGAACCCCACCUCCUGAAUAAUAGAUAUAUAUGUGUAUGUGUGUGUAGAAACCUCAUAGUCAUGAGGUUUAUCAAUUUGUAUUUCCAAGCUUCAUCGUAUCCAAUUGAAAUUUAAAUUUUACAACGUGUAGUUCAUAGUAUGUGUAGAUAGAAUUUAAGAUGAAGUCAUUUAGUUGAUGUUUGUAGCCACGUACAUACUGAUCCAAUGCAUUAGUAUAUACCUGUUUGAGAAAUUUAAAAAUGUACUACAUUUUAAAUUUAAUAACAAAUAUUGUUUAAAAAGAAGAGUUACAAAGAUAGAUGGCAAUUUUGUGUUCAAUAAUGUACCAUAAACCAUUGAUUAUUGUGCUUGCCUCCUGCAGUGCUACAAGGCAGUAUGCAAAUUAUGUUUUGUAUGAUGUUAUUUUUGUAUAUAUACACUGUCUUUUAAUGAGGUUAUCAGCCUGUUCGAGACAGUUUCAUUUUCACUAAUCACAGUCAUACACCCACACUCAAUGCUAAUGGGUGUGUUCAUGAAUUAAUUGCAACUUAGUCCUUGGCACUUUUGUUUUCUGCCUUGUUGCCAAUUCUACUCUUAAUUAGUAGCAUGAAUGCUUACUUCGAUCUCAGCAGUGAUACAUUCUUUCAAUGAUUUCUUUCUGUUCUUUACCUUGCCCUGAAUGAAAACAUGUAGUAUAUAUAUCUACUCCGUAGACAUAGUAAUUAUGAAAAUGAAAUCACAUCAAUAAUACUGAUUUCUAUAUUGAUGUCAUCUCAAGCAGUUGUAGCAGCUUAACUUAUAUUUCACUAACAAUAACGAUAAAUGAAUUAGCUAUCUAGAAGAAAAAUAAGCUUCAGACAACCAGUUCAGUUGUUAAUGUGUCAAAGAAAAACAAAAUUCUAAGUGACGUACCUGAUAUUGAUACAAGUAACAAUUUUACAUGUCUUCACAUGAAUCACAAGUCAUGUCUUGCGAAAAUGUUCUGUGAUUAAUGCAUAUCUAACUUACAUUUAUUGCAGUCUAGAAUCAACAAGAAUGUAUGAAUAUCUCUUAUCGGUAGACACUUAUUUUGUAAAUAGAAGAAUAUAUAAGUUUACUCCUUACCGUGAUGUUUUAGUUUUGGAAUAUUUUGGUGUUUUACGUUGUGUCGUCAUUGUGAAUGCGUUAUGUUAUACAAAUACAAAAUGACAAAGAGCUUCUAGUUGAUGAGGAAGGAGGAAUGGUGAAGAUGAUGGGAAAGAGUUAAGACGUAGGUUUUAUGUUUGUCUUACCUCGUGUCUCUGAAUGAUGAUACAACAUUGUAUUGCAUAACAGCUUGUUCCUCCUGUAGUCGCUCAAAUCAUCUGAUUCUUUGGCAUGUCUAACAUAGCAUCAUAUCAUAUUGUUACAAUCUGCUAUGCAUGGAAUUUCUUUGGAAAUGGGAGAACAUCUUGAGGAAUAAUCAUAAUCAUAAUCAUAAUCAUUUUAUUUGUGUUAUGUUGAUAUUGUUUAAAAUAAUUAUUGUUUAUUUUGAUAUUAAUGUAUUGACUAUUGAUAGUGUUUCAUAAUUAUCAUUAUGUGCUGCAUCCUUUUCAUAGAGCACUUCUAUGCAUAUGUACACAAAAUGGUGAGUGUGGUAGGGUCGAUAGUGCUGUAGAGAUACAUAUGUACUUCUCUAUUGGCUAUGCGUACUUUCGUGCAUAAGACAUGAUGUAUGUUUGAAUACCAUUUAUAAUAAAUUGUACCUACCUUGCUUGUUAUUUUCCAUUUAA
This is a messenger RNA of Strongylocentrotus purpuratus (purple sea urchin), 13050 nucleotides long. It is a transcript of the gene cenpf, whose product is annotated as centromere protein F. Gene Ontology annotation, cellular component: chromosome, centromeric region; spindle pole; nucleus. Bases 168 to 10913 code for a protein of 3581 amino acids. Gene Ontology annotation, biological process: mitotic cell cycle; regulation of G2/M transition of mitotic cell cycle; metaphase chromosome alignment. Gene Ontology annotation, molecular function: microtubule binding; dynein complex binding. The transcript is spliced from 19 exons. The record is from RefSeq and is a predicted model, not a curated record. NCBI's taxonomy places the organism in Eukaryota, Metazoa, Echinodermata, Echinoidea, Camarodonta, Strongylocentrotidae.